AUGUCACAAACAAUCGAUAUAAGUGGAAGGUUUACCGAAACGGGUAAUUUAUUACAGAUUGAAUAUGCUCGUAAAGCGGCUAGUAAAGGGAAUACUGUAAUUGGGGUGCAAUUUAGCGAGGGAGUACUUUUAGCCGUAGAUAAGCAUUCUUCUUCUAAAAUAGUUGAUAUUCAGAGUUUAAAGACUAUUACGGCCUUAUCUCGGCAGUAUGCUAUGGCUUAUUCUGGGCUUCCUCAUGAUAAUAAUGUGAUUACUUACUUGAUGAAAGACUUUACUAAGCAAGUACUCUUACAGUCGGAAAAAGAACCGGCUGAGGAGUUCUUUUUGGGAACACUUAGGGAGUAUUUGGUCUAUUUUGGGUCUUAUAUGUCAUUGCGUCCGGUGGGUUGUGAGUUUUUGAUCUCUUCUUUAGGCCGGGGUAAGGCUAGUUUAUUCCAUGCUGAUCCAUCAGGGAGUAUAAGUAAGUGUCGGGCUUAUGCGGUGGGGUGCAAUGCACAGGCGGCUAAGACGGAAUUGGAGAAGGUUGAUUGUACGGGGUAUACUUUGGAGGAGGCUAUUCAGUGGGUUGUACGGGUGAUGCACUUAUCAAGGGAUGGAAUGGCUGAUGGAACCUUUGAGAUUGAAAUGAUGGCUGUUCAGGCUAAUGGAGUGCAAAAACGAGUUGACCGCCAGGUAAUAGAAAGGUAUGUUGCCGAGGCGGCGGAAAUCUCAGUACAAUAA
Messenger RNA from Nematocida homosporus, 720 nucleotides. Its product is annotated as 20S proteasome subunit alpha 7. The transcript has a single exon. Lineage: Eukaryota; Fungi; Microsporidia. The record is from RefSeq and is a predicted model, not a curated record. Gene Ontology annotation, cellular component: proteasome core complex; nucleus; proteasome core complex, alpha-subunit complex. The coding region runs from base 1 to 720 and encodes 239 amino acids.